UGCUUGUUUGUUCUUUCUGAAGAAGUCAGACUGUUAGCUGACGAAAAGCGUAUGGUUUUAAUGGCUUAAAAUAAAUCUGUGUUUUAUCGUUUAUAUCGAGUUGGACUUUAUAUCUUCAGUGGAACUGAGACUUGGGCCAGGAGUGUUCGAAGAAAGAAGCAGACUGGCUGUGUCGGGAGUUCCACGUUGUGCUUUCCAUCAAAGUCCAGGAUCUGUAGCUGAAUCUGCUCAGCAGCUUGAAUAAAAAUGUUUCUGAAGACCAUCACAGUCACUCUGGCAAUCAUUGCCAUCACAGGUUCCCAGGCUGAACUUAAUGCUCAACAGCUGGCUGACAACCUCUGGAAUUACUUCACACAGAGUGUCACUAAUGCCAAGAGUACCUUUGACCAAAUCCAGGAAAAUGAACUCAGCCAGCAGAUCAACAGCCUGAUCAAGGAAAACCUUCAGAAUAUGAAUGACUAUGCUGCCAGCCUUCAGCAAACCUUGAUCCCUGUUGCCACACAGCUACAUCAGAGACUUACCCAGGACUCUGCAAAGCUGAAGGAACAAAUACAUAAAGAGUUAGAGGAACUCAGGAAAACAAUUUCACCUUAUGCAGGUGACAUUAACGAGAAGAUAAGUAAAAAUAUUGAGACAAUGUGCCAGCAGCUAACUCCAUAUGCUGAGCAGUUCCAGGACCAGAUCACUCAGAAUGCUAAGGAACUUCAAAAGCAGCUGACUCCUUACGCUGAGGAAUUUAAAGUGAAGCUGCAGGACAACAUGGACAACCUUCAAGAUAUCAUGAUGCCUUAUGUUACAGAACUCAAUGAACAAAUCAACAAGCACUUUGAACUUACCAAGGAGAAAAUGACCCCUUAUGUUGAUGACUUGAAGGCCAAGGUAGACAAGAAUGUUGAAGUUCUCCGUCAGAAUCUGGCUCCAUAUGCAGAAGAUGCCAAAGAAAAGCUGAACCAACAGAUUAAUGAGUUGUCCCAAAGAAUGGCAAUCACUGCUGAAGAGCUUAGUACAAAAAUCUCAGAAAAUGUUGAACAGCUGAAGGAAAAGAUGUCCCUUUCUGCUGAAGAGCUCAAACAGAAAAUCAUUGAGAAUACAGGAAGCCUUCCUCAGACCAUAAUGCCCUAUGCAGAUGAUUUUCGCACCAGAAUGAAUCAGAAUAUUGAAGAUUUCCACCAGAACGUGUCUCCCUAUGUUAAUAUUGUCAACAAAAACAUUGUAGAAAAUUUGGAAGCACUGAAACAAAAACUGGUUCCAUAUACUCAAAACCUGGAAAGUGACUUGAGCUCUAUAGAGAAAGAAUUGCAGAGUAAACUAGACUCUGUUAUAGAUGUCAUCCAGAAUUUCAACACAGAUACACUUAAAGCAAUCAAGGCAUGAAUUAUAUAUAUAUACACUAAGCACAUUAUUUUGCAGUUAUAAAGCCACAUAUGAAUGUGGAUUUUGUAGAUUAUUCUAAAACUCCACUAAUUUAAUGACAUAAUGUAUUUAUCAACAGACUGUUUUACUGUUUUAUUGUCUACAUCAGACCAUACAGAGCUGCUGUUUUUAAGGGAUGAAAACUGGGAAUAGUUUUACUUACGCUUUCUUGCCUACAACCUGAGAAAUAUUUAGAAUUGUUAAUGGUGUACUUAAAGGGGGUGACACCCUAUUUAAACUAGUUAUAAUGGUGUUAUGAAGUUUUCCAAAAUAAGAUCUUCUGUAAGGGAAAUUAUUAUCUGAAAGACCUAUGAUAACUCUAUGCCUUCUCAUAGAAGAGUAUAGGGAAUACUCCUGUUCAUUUUACCUUGUACGUUUGACUUGCUAACAUUGUAUUCUGUACCAUCUGUUAAAACACAACAAGGAAAACCCUGUAUUAGCAUACAUGGUUUAUAAUAUCUAAAUAAACAGUAAUGCGGCAAAA
Messenger RNA from Protopterus annectens (West African lungfish), 1897 nucleotides. Its product is annotated as apolipoprotein A-IV-like. Gene Ontology annotation, molecular function: lipid binding. The transcript is spliced from 5 exons. Gene Ontology annotation, cellular component: extracellular region. Lineage: Eukaryota; Metazoa; Chordata; Ceratodontiformes; Protopteridae. Gene Ontology annotation, biological process: lipid transport; lipoprotein metabolic process. The coding region runs from base 247 to 1374 and encodes 375 amino acids. The record is from RefSeq and is a predicted model, not a curated record.